This is a messenger RNA of Colletotrichum truncatum, 783 nucleotides long. Its product is annotated as J domain-containing protein 1. The record is from RefSeq and is a predicted model, not a curated record. Lineage: Eukaryota; Fungi; Ascomycota; Sordariomycetes; Glomerellales; Glomerellaceae.
AUGGCGCUGGCUGUUAAGUGGAAUGGAGUACAGCACUCCCUUCUCAAGGCUCAUCGACGAUACAUGCACUCAGACCGGCGAAAUUCACAGCUGAAGUCUGCUCGCCACCUCAACGACAAACCCAUAUGGCCUCAAAGCCCUUAUCCAUCACCUAAUGAGAUCCUUGCGGUAGAGCCCGGAAUGCCUUACUCGAAAAAGCAUUUCUACUGGUUGGUGAAGUUAUAUCAUCCUGAUCAUUACGUCAUGGGCGACAAGGACGUGGCCCAUAUACCACGGGCAACCAGAAUUGAACGGUACCGCCUCGUAAUCGAAGCCAAUAAAAUACUAAACGACCCAGAAAAGCGAUUGCUGUAUGAAAAAUAUGGCGUCGGCUGGGCAUCACCUAAUCAGCGAAGUAGACAUGUGCCUCGCUCGUCUGAUUUUGCUGAGGCCCACAACACAUACAGAAGCCCGCCAUACUCCCAAAACCCCCAGCCGGAGCGGCAGUUCCCGAUAUUUGCAUCCAAUACGGUAGUGGCAAUCAUUCUUGUCGCGAUAGCAAUGGCUGGCGCUGUCGUGCAACUCGAGCGUGCCCGAAAGGCUCAGUGGGACUACAAGAAGCGUGACCUGGCUCUACAAGAGGCAAUCAGUAGAGACCUUCAAAACUUGGCAGAAAGACUUGAAGGAAAACCGAGAGACAUGCGAAUACUGGAAUUUCUUGCACGGAGAGAACUCAGUAGCUUGACUACACGAGACGCAGCAUUUCCAGGAUUUGAUCAGGAUGAUAUGAUUUGUCGUCAUUAA